UUCAAUAAUAUCAUCGGGACCGGUCGUGUUAAAACAGUUUCGCACGAAGCGAGGACGGUGUGAGCCGUGAGCGCAGGGAAAUAUGUCGAUCGCGAGAAACCACGGCGAGACUUGGGAAAAAAAACGAGAAAAAAGAGAGAGAAAAUGGAAGGAAUGACCAGAGGGAGACUGCGAAAAGAGAGAACGUGCAUUUCAUGUGCCUUCUUCGGUCGACUCGCUUUUGGCACUUUGCGUUUUGCUGCAAGGGAGUUACGCUGUGAAGACGCGGCGAAUGUGCGAAUUCGGUAUAAAUUGUACGCCACCGGCUAUAGAAGAUUUUCCACACGAUCUGUUUGAUGAGGAGCAAAGACGAGGCGGUGCCGUUGUCGUACAUGUCAUCGUGUCGCUUUACUUAUUUAUCGCUUUAGCAGUAGUAUGCGAUAAAUUCUUCGUACCUGCUGUAGAAAAAAUAUGUCACGCGCUCUCGAUGUCAAAAGAUGUAGCCGGCGCAACGUUUAUGGCGGCGGCAACGUCGGCUCCAGAAUUAUUCGUGAAUGCCAUCGGAACAUUCAUCACGGAAGGUGACAUUGGCGUCGGGACGAUAGUAGGUUCCGCAGUAUUCAACAUUCUGGCUGUCCCAGCCUGCUGCGGCAUCGGUGCGGGAAUGGUGGUGCCUCUGGAUUGGUGGCCCGUUAGUAGAGAUUGUCUCGCUUAUGGCGUCACGGUCGCUAUUUUAAUAUGCAUUAUACACGACGAGCGAGUGGAAUGGUACGAGGCGUUAACAUUGGUGCUCUUGUAUAUUGUUUACAUCGCCGUGAUGUAUUGGGAUAAAUCGUUCCAACGGUGUACAAGAUUUCGUACAAACGACGAUCAGAUGUCCUCGGAUGGCCGCCGAGUUACAUCAGAUGCCAGCGACAUUCACUUACCAAGAUCUGACAUAAAAUUGCAAUCGCCUGGAGAUUGUGUGGAGCAAAUAGCCACUAUCGACGUGCCGUUGCAGAAUGGCGGGACAAAGACGCAGGAGGAAAAUCCAGAUCCUAAUUAUGAGUAUGAGCUCUCAGUGUGGCCGGCGCAUGCUGGAUGGUUGAGAAAGACUGCUUGGGUCACGACGUGGCCCAUUCACCUGAUAUUCAUGUGCACAAUUCCUGACUGCGAGAAGCCUCGUUACAAGAAUUGGUUUCCCUUUACAUUCGUGAUGUGCAUCGUUUGGAUUGGAUCGCUCAGUUAUGUAGUAGCGUGGAUGAUCACUAUAAUUGGCGACACACUCAAGAUACCAGAUUCCGUAAUGGGCAUCACUUUUCUCGCGGCGGGAACCAGCGUACCCGAAGCCGUGUCGAGCGUGAUCGUUGCGAAACAAGGGCAUGGUUCGAUGGGCAUCAGCAAUUCGAUAGGCUCGAACACGUUCGACAUACUGCUUUGUCUCGGACUACCCUGGCUGAUCAAGUCGUCUUUCUCGCCCACGCAGCCCGGCAGGCAUUACAUCAGCAUCAAUUCCGGCGGGUUGGAAUACAGCGCCAUAUCGCUGCUGUCGACGUUGAUGCUGCUGUACAUCGCGUUCGCCUCCAACAGGUUCCAGCUCGACAGGAAAGUGGGCCGCGCCUGCUUGUGCAUGUACGCCGUCUUCCUCAUACUGGCGUCGCUGAUCGAGCUCAACGUAUUCUUCAUGGUAAACCUGCCCACCUGCCAAAGGACGGUGAAAUGA
Messenger RNA from Ooceraea biroi (clonal raider ant), 1681 nucleotides. RefSeq names its product sodium/potassium/calcium exchanger zydeco (gene zyd). The record is from RefSeq and is a predicted model, not a curated record. Gene Ontology annotation, biological process: calcium ion transmembrane transport; intracellular calcium ion homeostasis. Gene Ontology annotation, molecular function: calcium, potassium:sodium antiporter activity; calcium channel activity. Lineage: Eukaryota; Metazoa; Arthropoda; Insecta; Hymenoptera; Formicidae. Gene Ontology annotation, cellular component: plasma membrane.